This is a messenger RNA of Tribolium madens (black flour beetle), 2030 nucleotides long. Its product is annotated as dolichyldiphosphatase 1-like. Lineage: Eukaryota; Metazoa; Arthropoda; Insecta; Coleoptera; Tenebrionidae. The transcript is spliced from 4 exons. The record is from RefSeq and is a predicted model, not a curated record. The coding region runs from base 29 to 772 and encodes 247 amino acids. Gene Ontology annotation, molecular function: sphingosine-1-phosphate phosphatase activity.
CCAUCUGUCAAGCGCGAUAAAAUGCAAAAUGGCCACGUUUGAUUUGAACGAGGGCAACUUUCCUAAACCAACUGAUGUAACUGACAGAACAGAAUGGGUGCCUCUUUCCCUAACCCUGGUCGAGUACCCCAAAGGUGAUUUCAUCGGUAAAAUCUUCGCUUUGAUCAGUCUGGCCCCCUUUGGAAUCGGGGCCGGUUUCGUGGCUUUAAUUCUCUUUCGACGCGACUUGCACACGAUAACGUUUUUUCUCGGGACGUUGUGCUCGGAAGCCCUCAACUAUUUCCUCAAACACACGAUUUGCGAGGAACGACCCAUGAGGAGGACGGACUUGUACGGGGAAUAUGGCAUGCCCUCGUCACAUGCCCAGUUUGUGUGGUUUUUCGCCACUUACGUCAUUUAUUUCGUGUUUAUUAGGCUCCACCACAUGAACAAUAACACGAUUAUUGAGAACGUGUCGAAGAUUUUAAUAAUAUCGUCGUCACUGGUGAUGGCGCUAUUGGUCUGUGUUAGUCGCAUUUAUCUGCAGUACCACACCAUCUCCCAGGUCUUGUGUGGGGCUUUCGUGGGAAUCUUAUUUGCAACUUUUUGGUUUGCGCUGACUUACCUCGUGUUCACGCCACUUUUUCCCCAAAUAGUGACCUGGAAAAUUUCAGAAAUUUUAUUAUUGAGAGACACGACGUUGAUACCAAACGUUUUGUGGUUCGAAUAUACAAAUACUCGGCAAGAAGUUAGGGCGAGGAGUAGGAAAUUGGUCAGUAUGAAGUCCCAAUGACAUCUGCUGGAAGACGGUUUUCGGUUUGCUUUUCCGCACCGUUUGGUCCGAUAUUUGAAAAUAUAUUGGCCCCGGAAACGGUAAUCGUMGACCAAAAAUCGUUCAGAAGGUAAAACAAUCAAUAGUUAUUUUUAUAUAAGCGGCUUUUUUGUAAAAACCAGAGUUGUCAAUUGGUGACAYAUUACAUCAUCAUUUCAUGUGACUAUAUGUUAAUGUAGAGUCGGUGUUUUUUGGGGCAUGUAAUCUACCCGAAAAAUCAUAAAUGUGUUACUUUUUCUACUAUCGCAAUACUUUGCUCGUCUUGUUGUUUUUAGGGGCUUUUGUUGAUAUUAGGGCAAUUUUUAUUCUCACCUUCGACCUACAUAUGUUGUAGGCCAAGUGACUGAUAUCAGAUAAUUAACGUUCAUGAUAAUAAGACUACAUGACAAACACCACGGCAGUUAGAUAUUUAGUGACCUAAAAUAGUUGAAUUGGUAGCUUUCUUGUUGACUUUGUUAUUUUAUUUUUUAAUUAAUUCCAUAGAUUUAUGUUGUUUUGCUUUACAUUUAUACACAAAAAUUUGUUUCUGGUGACAAUACUCAAAAAACAAGUACUGCCAACCGUUCGGUCUUGUUGGCAGCCUUGCAGCUAACCCGGCGCAUCCACCAUUUUGCUGCAAUAUUCAUUUCGUUAAGUUGAAUUAAUGAAAACAAUGUUUUUCGCUUUAGAAUGGAAGUUAUGUGCUGUAUCUGGGGGAUAACAAAUUAUUGUCUUUUCUACCAACCUGAAAUUCACUAUUAUUAAACUAGGGCGAAGACCACUGUUUUUGUUCAAUUGACAGCAAUUGUAAUAAUGUACUUAAUAACCAUUCGACUGAUUUAUUAAAUAGUUUAUAGACGAUUGAUAGAGUAGCUAAAUCUAGCAGUGAAACAGUUGCAAGCGUUCCAGGCUUGCCAAUAAGGGAGUGAUUUUUGAUGAGGUAAUUUCCCUAAAAGUGCUUUAAUUAGAGGAUAUUCGUGUAAUUGUUGACAAGAACCCGACUUGGUAAUUGUUGACGAGUUUUCCAGUGCAAUAUUAAGAUUUUUUUUCUGAUUUUAUUAUUACUCAAGGUUCAGGGUAAAAAUUUAAAAAAAGAUCGGUUUAGAAUCAAAUAAGAAAACGCACAAAUGUACAGUUUUUGGAUCUUUUUUGUGUCAUUGUUUUAUUGUUUGUAUGUUUAUAAAUAAGCAGUAGUAUAAAUAAAUGUAAAUUUUACUACCAAAUUAAAUUAACAAACCGA